GAUAUUGACGUGGCAUGUGCAACGAAAUUCUCUCCACGUCCGCCAUUUUGACAGCUCGAUAAGCUUUUGUCGCUAAGAGAAUUUAAUUAAACAGCACGUUAGUUGUUUAAAACCACUAUCCAAGGGACCAUAUUAUAUAAAUUUUAUCACGAAAGGUACUACACACAAGUUUCCACAAUGGGAGGUGUGUUUGCAAAGAUGUUUUCCAGUUUGUUUGGGAAAAAAGAGAUGAGAAUAUUGAUGGUCGGGCUUGAUGCUGCGGGUAAAACCACCAUCCUGUACAAACUGAAACUAGGAGAAAUUGUAACCACCAUUCCUACUAUUGGUUUCAACGUAGAGACAGUCGAGUAUAAGAACAUUAGUUUCACAGUUUGGGAUGUGGGCGGUCAGGAUAAAAUCAGACCACUGUGGAGACACUACUUCCAGAACACACAAGGUCUGAUCUUUGUGGUGGACAGCAAUGACCGUGAGCGCGCAAAUGAGGCGAAGGAUGAGUUAUCUAGAAUGUUAAAUGAGGAUGAGCUGAGGGAGGCCACACUGCUAGUGUUCGCUAACAAACAGGAUUUACCAAACGCAAUGAACGCUGCGGAGAUCACAGACAAGCUGGGUCUUCACUCUUUGAGAAACCGUAACUGGUACAUCCAGGCAACGUGCGCUACAAGCGGGGAUGGACUUUACGAGGGACUUGAUUGGCUUUCUGGUCAGUUGAAGAACUCAAUCCCCCAGCCUGCAACCAUGGGUAAUAUGUUUGGAAAGCUGUUUUCCUCACUCUUCGGAAAGAAAGAGAUGAGAAUAUUGAUGGUCGGGCUCGACGCCGCAGGAAAAACCACCAUCCUGUAUAAACUUAAGCUAGGAGAAAUUGUCACCACCAUUCCCACUAUAGGUUUUAAUGUUGAGACAGUCGAGUAUAAGAACAUCAGUUUCACAGUUUGGGAUGUGGGUGGUCAGGAUAAAAUCAGACCUCUGUGGAGACAUUACUUCCAGAACACACAAGGAUUGAUAUUCGUGGUUGACAGCAAUGAUCGAGAGCGUGUUCCUGAGGCCAAGGAAGAGUUGAACAGGAUGUUGGGAGAGGAUGAACUACGGGAAGCCAUCCUCCUCGUCUUCGCUAACAAACAGGACUUACCCAAUGCUAUGAAUGCAGCCGAGAUUACAGAUAAAUUGGGACUUCACGGUUUACGUAACCGACAUUGGUACAUCCAGGCAACGUGCGCUACCAGUGGCGACGGACUUUACGAGGGACUCGAUUGGCUCUCUAAUCAACUCAAGAACUCCAAGUGAUCGUGUGGAUAGACUUCUUAUUUAACUGAUAAAUACCUUAAAGUGGGUCAUUGCAUAUAUUGUGAAUUACAGACAAAUCACCAUUCCGUCGAACAAACUGACAUAAAAACUGUGAAUUUUGUGCACCAUGUGUUUUUGAGAUUGUAACUUGUAUGUCGUACUACCAAAGUUUAUACCUAAAAUAAAGAAGGCCCAGUUUCAUGGACUUGAUGGGCACAAAAUAUGUAUUUAAUGACCAUUUUGUGUAAGAUAAAUUACUACUUAUUAUGAAACUGGGCUUUGACAAGAGCACAAUUAAUCCAGACUUACAUGUGUAUUCUUUGUCUUGCUACAAAAUUUUAAAUAAUUUCUCUUAAAUCUUAUAAAUGAUAUGAGGUGACAGGUCUACUUUAGACAGACACAUGUCUAGGAAAUUGAUAUUCAUAUUCUACAGAAUAAUGUCUCAAGGUGUUCUUUUCUUCUUAAAAAUUCCUCAUACAGCAGUUCACUGAAAUUGUAAUAAUCCAAUAGAAAGUCAACAAUUAGUUUAAAUGUGUUGAAAAUGUAAAGCGAGGAGUGUGUUACUGUAUGUUAAACAGCUGUGGUUGUAUAUGUCUGUUGUUAUAGGUGUUAUAUCUAUUUGUAUUAUUAAAAUGUACGUGGUAAUAUUAUUUUCUUUCUCAUCAAGUUUGAACUUAUGUUUCAUGUUGCGCAAGUGCUUGGAUUGCAUUUACAUAUUUCUGGUCUUGCAUAGAUGUCGUAAUACUAGAACGAAGUCUUAAAUCUGACUUAAGAAAUGAUACAGUUUAAACAGACAAUAUCAUUAACAAUUAUUCUGAAUGGUGAAGCAGUGCUCAAGCUAGGCCUAAAUAGCAGGGUGAAGCACCCUGCUGCCCUUUUGUUUGACAGUCAAUUUUCAGAAAUAAGUAAAAUAAUAAUAAUAAUAAAUAUACAUAAUUUUGACACUAAAGUAAAGAUAAAGCCAAGGUAUACAUAAACUAUUGAAAGUAGUUCUAACACAGCCACAAUAAGAAUUGAACAUUGGCGCUUGCAAGUGCCCCAAAAAGGCUCAUUCAAUAUGCAUUAAAAAGUGCCCUUUCUGACCUGGUACCCUGCCCUUUUCAAGUCCUUGCUGGAGCACUGCAGUGAAGUCAUAUUAACGACUUAACUGAAAGCACAUACGUAGCUUAUUCGCACCUAUAUAUUUAUAACAUUUGACAGUAGGGAAUGGUAACUUUGUUCAUUUUAGGUGUUCAUAUUUAGUAUUAAAAUUGCAAAAAAUCCAUCGUCUCUCUCUACCAUUCAAUCAUCGAACUGUGAUUUUUUUCCCAUAAAUCAUGUUUGUCUUGGGUUAUCGGAGAAUUUUUAGUCUUUGAACUAUUCUGGUUUAUUUAUUGAAAUUUUUAUUGAGUCAUGAAAUAAAAAAUUGGCAUGAAAUAAAAUAUCCGAAAAACAAAUAGAUGACUGUGUUUUUACAUUCUGUAAGUUAUAAUAAAGUUCACUAAAAUUUAAAUGUGUUUUAUGUUCAUGGUCGAGGGUAUAAUCAUUACAAAGAGCAGUCAGUGUGAAGUUCUCCGUUUUUUAUAUCCAUACAUCUUUUUAUAUAACAAAAUUUAAUAAAUGGUAUGGAGCAG
This is a messenger RNA of Mya arenaria, 2894 nucleotides long. RefSeq lists its product as uncharacterized. Gene Ontology annotation, biological process: intracellular protein transport; vesicle-mediated transport. Gene Ontology annotation, cellular component: cytoplasm; plasma membrane. The coding region runs from base 178 to 1281 and encodes 367 amino acids. The record is from RefSeq and is a predicted model, not a curated record. Lineage: Eukaryota; Metazoa; Mollusca; Bivalvia; Myida; Myidae. The transcript is spliced from 9 exons. Gene Ontology annotation, molecular function: GTP binding; GTPase activity.